Messenger RNA from Lucilia cuprina (Australian sheep blowfly), 1406 nucleotides. RefSeq names its product UNC93-like protein. NCBI's taxonomy places the organism in Eukaryota, Metazoa, Arthropoda, Insecta, Diptera, Calliphoridae. The transcript is spliced from 6 exons. Gene Ontology annotation, cellular component: plasma membrane; striated muscle dense body. Bases 1 to 1242 code for a protein of 413 amino acids. Gene Ontology annotation, molecular function: potassium channel regulator activity. The record is from RefSeq and is a predicted model, not a curated record. Gene Ontology annotation, biological process: regulation of potassium ion transport; regulation of muscle contraction.
AUGUAUUAUAUAUACACAAAUGCCGGCAUACAUGCAAAAUGGUUUGGUGUUAAGAUCACCAUGGCUCUGGCCUUUUUUGCCUAUAUGCCCUAUAUAGUGGCUCAAUUUUAUCCCCGCUUUAAAACCCUGAUACCCGCUGGUCUUAUGGUUGGUUUUGGUGGUGGUCCCUUAUGGUGUGCCAAAUGUACUUACCUCUCCACCGUUGCUGAAGCUUUAACACAAGUUCGUGGACAAAAAUCACAAAAGGAUGUCAACACUGUAAAAUUCUUUGGUCUAUUUUUUAUAUUCUAUCAAAUGGCCCAAGUAUGGGGUAAUUUGAUUUCAUCAUCUAUACUUUCAUUAGCUUCUGAUGAAGAAAGUGCCGGAAUUUCGAGUAAUUCUUCGAAAGCUGCUGAUUUGGUUAGUGAAUUGUGUGGGGCUCGCUUCUGUCCCAAUGUUAAGGCUGAGGUUAAUCCUAAUCUAAUACCUCCUGAACCUAGUAAGAUUCAACUAUUGAAUUCUAUAUUUUUGGUGUGUAUGGCUGUGGCGGUGAUACUGAUUGUCUUUGGUGUGGACUCCUUGAAGAGAUAUGGCAUGAAAAAAGGCAAUACUGGUGGUGAUACUGAAAUGACAGGUUUGAAACUUGUAACCGCCACUUUGAAGAUGUUAAAGAAAAAGCGUCAGCUUUUAAUGCUGCCUAUAACAAUGUUUAUUGGUUUAGAGGAGGCGUUCUUGGCAGUGGAUUUUACAAAGUCCUUUGUUGCCUGUGGCUGGGGUAUUUCCAACAUUGGCUUCGCUAUGAUUUGUUUUGGUGUUGCCAAUGCUAUUGCUGCCGGUUUGGCGGGUGGUGUUGCUGAGAAAUUGGGCCGUGUUAAGUUGGCUGUACUGUGUGCUUUAAUUAAUUUAGCUCUCUUUGGCUACAUGUUUAUCUAUGAAGCUAAACAGGGUGAUUUUAUCAAAUAUUGUGCUUUUGCUGCCAUCUGGGGCAUUUGUGAUGGUGUUUGGUUGGUCGUAAUAAAUGCUUUCUAUGGUAUACUUUUUCCUAAAAAUCUCAUAGCCGGCUAUAGUAAUUUUAGAUUGUGGGAAUCUACUGGCUCGGUAAUCGGUUACAUUAUCAGUUCACAACUCUGCACUUCCACCAAAUUGCUGAUUUUAAUAACUGUUUUAUUAGUGGGUUGUACAGGUUAUGGCAUUAUUGAAUAUCGUGUUUGGAAAAAACAAAAGUAUACCGUUGUAGUGACAACGGAAAAAAGUGAAUUAUAGUAUUGAAAUUAUGUACUUGUAAAAGAAUCUUGAAAUUGUAUUUUAUAAAAUAGAAAAUUUAUUGAUUUUUGUUAAGUUUAUAGUGUUACAAUAAAAAUGAGAUUUUGUUAUAAUUUUUUUUAUAUAAAAGUUGUAUUUUUCGUCAGUCUCUAUUAAAAUAAUAA